Messenger RNA from Xyrauchen texanus (razorback sucker), 5458 nucleotides. RefSeq names its product interleukin-6 receptor subunit beta-like. Gene Ontology annotation, cellular component: external side of plasma membrane; signaling receptor complex. Gene Ontology annotation, biological process: cytokine-mediated signaling pathway. Bases 417 to 2786 code for a protein of 789 amino acids. The record is from RefSeq and is a predicted model, not a curated record. The transcript is spliced from 15 exons. Gene Ontology annotation, molecular function: cytokine binding; cytokine receptor activity. NCBI's taxonomy places the organism in Eukaryota, Metazoa, Chordata, Actinopteri, Cypriniformes, Catostomidae.
AGGGACUGUUACAGUGUUGGCGUGGACGGCGUUAUGUUUGAUCUUAAGCGCAUUAAUGUGCAACAAUUUGGAAACCGCAUGAGCGCGAUGGUUGCGACUUAAUAGGGUAAAAUGUACUUUUCCAUAAACGAGAAACUAUAAGGGAAUAUUCUUCCAGGAAGUAGGCUACAAAAUGCAUGCACCAACAUACAGAAUGAUGUCUUAUGGAUUUUGUUGUUAUUGACGGAUAUCUGUAAAGAAGACAACAGAGGAAAGCAGCGGAAAACGUGUUUUGAACGCCUUCGAGUCAGAAAUGUUUACAUUGUUGCGAAACAAACAAACGCGUCACUGAUCGCGGGCUUUCCGUGAUUGUGUUACUGCUCGUAUGAAGUUAAUAGUGCGUUAAACUGUUCUCACGUGUGCGAAUGCAGUGAGCGAUGGGAUGGGACAAUGUGCACAUAUAUUUGCUUAUACUUCUGCACAUGUGGAUGUGCUUUCAAGCGUCAUUAGUAGUGGAUGUAAACUGCUGGUGGAAUCAAUCUUUUCCUGUGGUGGAGAAUGUGGCUGUUGUGUGCAACACCAGUGCACAGGGAAGCACAGACCAUUGUGAACUCUGCCAGCUUUAUAUUAUCAUGCACAAACAGAGACAUCACUUACCCAAUGCCUGUGCCAACACGAUAAAAACUUUUCACAUACCUGUUGCAUCAGAACAUCUCAUAAAUAUUGACUGCAAGCUUGUGUGCCAGGACAAUAAAGAUGAACCUUGCCAUGUCACAGGAAGAGGAGGCUAUCCCCCAUUUCCCCCAUCCCAGCCCGACUGUUCUAUAGAAGACUUGGAGGAUGGAGACAUUCAUUGCUCUUGGAAAAGUUCCAAUGAGUCAAUGAUUCCAACUAUUUACAUCCUACACUGGCAAGAUUUUGAUGAGAAUAUUAACUCCAGAGAGAGUGAUAGUGAGAAUGGAGUCAUAAAACGAGCAGAGUAUAUGAAAAACACUGACAUUAGUGUGUGGGUCACUGCUAAAAACCUGCUGGGUUCUGCACAGUCUGAUGUGUCUGUCUUCAACACAGGAUAUAUCACACGGCCAUACGCCCCCUACAUUACUAACCACACCUCGCAGCCACUGGAGAUCUUUUGGGAGAUGGACUGUGAACUGUUGAGUUUCUCUGACGUUAAGUGUCAAGUGCAGUACCAUGUGCACGAUGACAUGCAUUUGACUGAGGUGGAUGAUUAUCAAGUUACGUUUCUGUUGGAGGAACCGCAGCCAUUCACAGAGUACAAGUUUCGUGUUCGCUGCCACUGUGGUGAGGAGGAAGUUAUGAGUCACUGGAGUACAGUGUAUUCAGUCAGAACUCCCCCUGCAGCACCAAUUGGGCAGCUGGAUGUUUGGACUGACUGUGCCCCUAAUUCAAACACAUCUUCCUGUAAUGUCUUCUGGAAGGAGAUGCCCCUGUCUCAGGCAAAAGGGGAAGUUCAUAACUAUGUAGUGACGCUUAAGCUCGAUAAUGGUAAGGAGAACAAGCUGGUUACCAAGCAACGGAGAGACACAGAUAGUCAGCAUCCCGAUGAAAAUGGCUGCCAUCAGCUCAGGCAUUUCCCACUGCAGCCGGGUGUUAUGGGAGUUUUUGUGUCAGCCAAUACUUCAAUGGGGAUGUCUGACCCCACGUUUAUGGCGUUUCCUGUCAUGGCACGUCAGAUGACACCAGAGGUGAAUCUGAGUGUAAUAGGAGAGAACCACCAGCUGUUUGUCACAUGGUCAGAACCUUCUCAGUUCUCUGAGAGCCUUCUGGAGUAUGUGGUCGAGCACGUGUCUGUAGAACUACCUCACACUCCCUGCCUGAACUGGGUCAAGGUAAACAGAACCCAGAGAUCUGUCACACUCACAGGUGAAUUUAGGAACUAUACAGCAUAUAAUGUAUCAUUGUUUGCCGUCAUCAACAACCACAGCACUUUCCUCAAGUCUGCAAUUGCAUACACACUUCAAGGAGUGCCCCCUGAAGUCCAACAGUUCCAUGUGAAGAACAUCUCUCACUCAUCUGUCACUCUGAUGUGGAGUCCCAUUCCUGUGCAUGAGAGUAAUGGUGUCAUUCUCCAGUACUCAGUGGGACUCAAUGAGACAGGAGCUAAUGUGAGCAGUGACAGAACCAGUGUGCAGCUGUUAGGUCUGCAGCCAGCUCAGCAGUACCAGGCCUGGGUCAGCGCUGUGACCUCCGCUGGUGAGGGAGUGAGAAGCAUCACCACUUUCUCCACCACUGAGGAACCUGGUUAUGUUACCCCAGUGCUGUUGGCUAUUAUCAUAGUCCUACCAUUGUUUGUCCUGGUAAUACUCCUUGCUUUUGUUUUACUGUUACGGUCACUUUCACCCACCUGGUGUUUUCCAAAGAUUCCAGACCCUUUAAACAGUGAAUUGUUUAAACAUGCAAACUUUCAGGAUUUGUGGCCUGGCCACUUGUCUACCUCUGAAUCAUCUCUAAAGAUCUCUGAGCUGGAGAUCGUAGAGAACCUUGUUCCCACUACACUUACCCAUGCCUCAGAGACUGAAUUAAUGGAUGAGGAGCCCCAUCAGAAGCAGAUAGAUGGAAUACAGAGUCUGGAGUCUGAGAAGUCAAAGAGUGGAAGCGUUUCAGAGUGUGGCGGUUGGACAAAGGACUACAGAGAAAUUGUUGACACUGAUGAGGAUGAGGAGGAGGAGGAGGAGGAGGAGGAGGAGGGUGGUAGUGAUGGUAAAGAAGAGGAUGAGGACUGGGUUGAGCAAAACUGUGUCUCGGACUAUGAGAGGCAUUUUAUGCCAUCUGUUGAGGCAAUUUAACACUGACUUGUCUGAGCUGUACUGUAUUUACUCUUUUAAUAUCCAGGUUCCCAUGGUCAUGGAAAUAUCAGGGAAUUUUAAAAACAGAUUUCCAAGCCUGGUAAAGUCAUGGAAAUUAGAUGAAUCUCAAAAUGUCAUGGAAAGUUCUCUAGUAAAUAUGCAGUUUUCUAAUUAUGCUCUACUCUACAAUAUUUCAUUGGUUGGAAAUUGUUCUUUAUGAGUGAUUUAUAGAAGUAAUUAAAAAAAAUUUUUUUUUGAAAAGUCAUGGAAACAUUGUGGAAAUUAAAUGGUCAAAAAGUGUGGGAAUUCUGAAAUAUGAAAACAAUAGUGAAAAGUCACACGUUCUUUAAUUGCCAAAUUUAUGUAGGUCUUAAUUGUAGAACUAUGGACAUCAUUUCAAGUUUACAAUCUUCCAAAAUACUAAAUUAGUUCCAAUGUACAACUAACAAUAGAAAUAAAUAACAAAUUAAACUACUACAGACAGACACACAAUUUACUUGUACACAAACCAAGGACUGUAAAAUAUAUAGUUUUUUUACUAUAUAUAUAAUAAAAAUGUUCCACAUAUUUUUAAAAUAAUUUGUAGCAUUACAGAUUCUUUUCAGAAACAUUGUCUUGUGAAAUGUGUAUAUAUAUAUUGGGUUGGAACAGUCAGGAAUGCUGAGAGGAUUAUUGGUGACCUCCUGCCCACCCUCCAAGACCUGUAUGUCUCUAGAAUGAGGAGAUGUGCAGGUAGAAUCACUCUGGACCCCACACACCCUGCCCACUCCCUCUUUGAAUUGUUGCCCUCUGGCUGGCGCUACAGAGGACUGAGCACCAGGACAUCCAGGCACGACAACAGUUUUUACCCUCAGGCCAUUUUCCUCAUGAACAAUUAAAGUGCCUCAGGACUCCCAUAGUGCAUUAUUGUAAAUGCAUAUCUUAUGUACAUUUGUAAAUUCACAUAUUUAAUUCAUUAACUGUACAUACCCCUACCUUGCACAUACAUUAACACUUGCACAUGUACAGCCGUGGCCAAAAGUAUUGGCAGUGACAUUUUGUUUCUCGCAAAGUUUUCUGCUUCAGUUGUUGUGUUGAGUCACAUUGUUUCUAGAUUAUUGUGCAGAGUGAUCAGAUGCAUUUUAAAUAAUUACAAAAAGCUUAAUUCAACUUUAUCACAAAAACCCAACAUUUCACUGUUUUUUUGGCCCUGGCACAAAAUGACCAGCUAACAUCAUUUCACUAAUCAUAGCAGCACCUGGGAAAGUGUGAACGAGUACUAGUCAGGUGAAAUCACUCUAUCAUUCUGAGUGGAUUAUAAGAGCAGACUGAUUGCUAUAAAAGGAGGGAAGAAGUGCUUUCAAUCAUUGUUUUCUUGUUCGCAAUGGUUACCUCUAAAGAUAGACGUGCAGCCAUCAUCGCUUUGCAUCAAAAAGGCCUCACAUGCAAGGAAAUUGCUGCAAAGAAUAUUGCACCUGUAAGAACCAUUUACCGGAUCAUCUAGAACUUCAAGGAGAGAGGUUCAACUGCAGUGAAGAAUGCUUCAGGACGUCCCAGAGUGUCCAGCAGACGCCAGGACCGUCUCCUCCUGAGGAAUCAGCUACGGAAUCGUGUCACCACCAGUGCAGAGCUCAAUAUUGGCAGUAUGUUGGUGUGAGUGCAUGUGCACACACAGUGAGGCGAAGGCUUUUGGACAAUGGCCUGGUGUCAAGAAGGGCAGCAAAGAAGCCACUUCUCUCCAUCAAAACAUCAAGGACAGACUGAAAUUCUGCAGGAAGUACAAGGAUUGGACAGCAGCAGAUUGGUGCAAAGUUAUUUUUCUCUGAUGAAGCCCCCUUCUGACUGUUUGGGACAUCUGGAAAAUCGAUAGUCUGGAGAAAAAAAGGUGAAUGCUAUCAUGAGUCCUGUGUCGUGCCAACAGUGAAGCUUCCUGAGACCAUCCAUGUGUGCGGUUGCUUUUCAUCCAAGGGAGUGGGCUCUCUCACAAUUCUGCCCAAAAACACUGCCAUGAAUAACGAAUGGUAUCAAAACAUCCUGCAAGAGCAACUUCUCUCAUUUACAUUUAUACAUUUGACAGAUGCUUUUGUCCAAAGCAACUUACAGUGCACUUAUUACAGGGACAAUCCCCCCGGAGCAACCUGGAGUUAAGUGCCUUGCUCAAGGACACAAUGGUGGUGACUGUGGUGAUCGAACCAGUUAUGUGCUUUAGCCCACUACACCACCACCACUCCACUCUCUCAACGAUCCAGGAGCAAUUUGGUGAUGAUCCUCAAAAGGCGAGUGGAUAAGGAGAAGCCCAAAAAUUGUGAUCAACUCCGAGCACUAAUAAGGCAAGAAUGGAUCGCCAUCAGUCAGGAUUUGGUCCAGAAUCUGAUAUCCAGCAUGCCAGAGCGAAUUGCAGAGGUUAUGAAGAACAAGGGUCAACACUGUAAAUAUUGACUCUUUGCAUAAAUUGAAUGUUUUUGCAAAUAAAAGCCUUUCAAACGUAUGAAAUGCGUAUCAUUGUUUUCCAGUAUACCACAAAUACUGAAUCAGCAAACUUUGCAAAACACAAUUUAUGUCACUGCCAAUACUUUUGGCCGCGGCUGUACAUACACCAUUAUGUUAUAUGUCCUAUUAUUUGUAUGUGUGUUUAUACUCUUACCUUGUUUUAUGUUCUGUGUGCACUUGUUUCUCCUAUCACCAAAAAAAAA